AACUUAUUGACUCAGGUACUGCAGGUACCUGAACGCCGUACACACCUGUCUCUCAUUAGGAGUACGUCACCUCCACCUCCAGCCUAGCAUCGACGCUAAAAGAAACACAACAUGCGCUCCUUUGACGGAAUUUCAAAGAAAAUGAACUCCUCAAUGUUUUCUUUCAUCUUAAUACUGCUGCAUCAUUUGAUUACGUUUGGACGAAGCGACGACGUUUCCUUCUCUAUAUGCUGGAUGGCCAAAGACAAUGUUCUGGAGAGGCAGAAUGGAAACAUAUGGCUGAAUGAAACAUCAGUCAAAUCCAUCGGCAGGGCGGGUAAAUUAACCUCCCUGACCCUGUCUCCAGCUGUGGAAACCAAGCUAACACUUAAGUAUGGAGACUCCGUUCAGGCGUGGACUUUCAGAAUCGCCCCUGGUACAUGGUUCACUAAAGUCAAAGGCAUGCAGCAACCACAGAACAAACCAACAAGUUUCACUAAGAGCACCCUGGAUAUGAUGAGUCCAGACGAGGUGUUUGCGUGUGAACUUGGUACAAUAUUCUUCCACCAGGAUGAACACUUCUUCCUCACUAUUGGUCACACAAGACGUCUCCCUGUCAGGCUGGAGUCCAGGACCACCUCCUCUCUGAUGGUGUCCUGGGUGGACAGCGGUGGAGCUGUCAGCAGUACUGUGACCCUGCACCACACUGAACUGGGUUCCUAUCAGACCCUCAGCACGGACACAUCCACCGACAGCAGCUACCACUUCACAGCUCUCCACUCGUGCAGCCUGUAUGUGGCCUGUGUGGACGUAGCAGGCUCUCAGACCUCCACCUGCCUCUCUACUUUUACAGACCCAGACUUUCCCAGAAACUUCAAGGUUUCAGCGUGGAACAGCCGCAGCAUAUCUUUGUCCUGGGACUUUCCCGAGAACCACAAGUUCUCCCUCUUCUUAGUCACCGCCUAUUUCCUCAACAGUGCCAACCACAUUGUAAAGAAGUUGCCCCUGUGGCACAAAGAGGACAACUUUGAGUUCACCCUGUCUGACCUGGAGCCCUGCAGCAGGGUGACGUUUGGCCUGCAGGCGGUUUGUCAGGCAGGGAUGGAGACCCGCUACAGCAAGAUGGUCCGAAAUGAUGGCAACUCUGGUCACUCUAACAUCCAGGUCUUGCGUCAGACAGCGUUCGACUCCGACAACUACACCCUGAGCUGGCAAGUGAGGAACAGCUCAUCCAUCUCCAUGUUCAGAGUUCACCACCAGGGGGCACUGCAGGGCACCACGCUCCUCACGGACUACACUGUGGGGGGGCUGCAACCAUGCCAACAUUACCAAGCCAAGGUGGAGGCGCUAUGUGGGGACAGCGUCAUCAUGAGCACCAAGACGAUCGAAACUCACACAGGACCUCACAGCGUGUCCGAGCUCAGGUAUCGCGCCAACGACUCCACUGUCCAUUGGACGUCCAUCACCAGGAGCCAGCGAGCGGUGACCUUCUUAUACGAGCUCUCUCUGGAGAACGGCCCCAUCAUCAAGAGCAGCAGAGUGAGCAACACAGAGCUCCAACUCCCGGGGCUGGAGGAGGGGAAGAACUACGUCCUGGAUGUGUGGGAGGAAUGUGACGGACUGUGGGAGUCUGAACACUCUGAGUUGUGUUUCGUGGGAACAAAUUCAUACACGGAGCUCCUGUUGAUGGCCGAUGAGUCUGCUCUGCAUCUAGAUCUGGAGAUGGACAUGUCUACGAUGGGUCUCACCAUGGUCCUGCCCUGGUCUUUGCAUGAGGAUCUGCAGGACGACGUGUCAGAACCAAAAGCUAAAAUGGGGGAGAUUGUCAAAGACAAGCUGCAGAAUCUUUUGAAGGACUUCCAUCUGCCGGCUCGCAUUGAGCUCGCCACCUUUGAACCUGCAGAUGAGCCAAACGAAACAGAGGUUCUGUUUAUGUCUUUCGAUGCAUCCAAAGCUGAUGAAGACGUGCCUCUGUCUGUAGACGAUCAGCUGGAUUUCAUUCAUUCUCUGAAUUCAACAAACUUCACUGUAGCAGACGGCGCCAUUUACUGGCAUGGUCCAGAUCUGUGUGCCUCCUCUAAGCACGCUUUAUGUCCCCCUAAAUCUCUGUGCAUCAACACUCUGGGCUCCUACAUGUGUGUGUGCCGACACGGCUACUACGACGUGAGCGCUUUGAUCAAACAUCGUGCAGUUUCAAGUCCACACUGCAAUGAGAAAGGUCUUUUCAGCCAGUGUCUGGAUAAACUGUUGAGUGGAGGAAUAGCCAAACCUUACCUGACGUCUCACCUGGGCGGGGCGGUGGACGUGAAGCUGAACGAUGGUCGCUGCUCCGUGGAGGAGAGCGAGAUGUUCUACUACUUCAGCACCUCACGGAAUUCCUCUGAAUGUGGAACGGAGAGGCAGGUGAACAAAACCCACAUCGAGUACCAGAACACUGUGGCUGUGUCCUUGAAUAAAGAGCACACCAUCAGCCGGAGGGAUCUCAAGGUCGUCUGGAAGUGUGUCUACCCCCGGCAUUAUGUCCGUAACGCACAUGUCGGAGUGGACAAGAAGUGGCUCUCCUCUCUCUCCCUGGUGGAGUUCAACUCUUCUCUGGAGCUGGGCCUGAACAUGAGCUUGUUCACUGACCUGACGUUCACCGACAGCUACAGGGACACCAUCAGCCUGGAUCCUGAGGACACGCUGUUCCUUCAGGUGGCCCUGCAGACGCACAACUCGUUCGCUUCAGACGUGCUGCUGCAGGUGGAAUCGUGCUGGGCCACUGAGAGCCCUAACCCACAGGACGACGUGCAGGGUCUACUUCUUCAUGAUGGCUGUCCCGUUGACCACAUGCUGCACUGGCUCUCUGUAAACGGCGCGGCCCAGCAGAGCAGGUUUUCUGUUCAGGUGUUCACCAUGCCCCAGCGGCUGCCGAUCUACAUUCACUGCCUGGCCAACAUAUGUGGACAUGAUGAGGACUGUGAAAAGAAGUGCACCGCGGAGCAGCGCAGGAAGAGGUCAGCGAGUCAGGUUGACAGAACGGGUAAGCGGGCUGCUGUCGUGUCUGCUGGACCUCUGCUGAUCAACAAGAAGCUGAAAACAGGAACCACACCAUCGUCCUGGGCGGAGCACAUGAUGGUCAUCUUCGUUGUGGCUGGAUCGAUAGGCUUUCUGGGAGUGACUGUACUCUCAGUGAGUGCGACCAAAGCCAUCAUGGCGUACUAUGAAAGACUACGACUACAAUAAAGUGUUCAUACAGCGUC
This is a messenger RNA of Labrus mixtus (cuckoo wrasse), 3221 nucleotides long. RefSeq lists its product as uncharacterized. The transcript is spliced from 19 exons. Gene Ontology annotation, biological process: neutrophil migration. The record is from RefSeq and is a predicted model, not a curated record. NCBI's taxonomy places the organism in Eukaryota, Metazoa, Chordata, Actinopteri, Labriformes, Labridae. Bases 112 to 3204 code for a protein of 1030 amino acids. Gene Ontology annotation, molecular function: protein binding; calcium ion binding. Gene Ontology annotation, cellular component: apical plasma membrane; cell surface.